Molecule: messenger RNA, 3782 nt
Organism: Corticium candelabrum
Lineage: Eukaryota; Metazoa; Porifera; Homoscleromorpha; Homosclerophorida; Plakinidae
Product: centrosome and spindle pole associated protein 1-like
Exons: 24
Coding region: 144-3716 (1190 amino acids)
Biological process (GO): positive regulation of cytokinesis
Cellular component (GO): spindle pole; centrosome; microtubule
Source: RefSeq, a predicted model, not a curated record
UCGUGUGUGUUUCCUUUAUUAUUCUAGUUUGACGGCGCCUUUGUCGUUUCACUAUCUCCACAUAGCAUCAGUCAAGACUUCACAUUAUCGAAUAGAGCAGCUCAUAGCUGUGGCGCCAGUUGCCGUGGAAACGACACAUCAACAUGUCGGACGACCUCAACGAUUUCAUUCACUUACAGCGCGCUAAGUUGGAGAGAGAAAGACAGGAAUAUGCGACCAGCACACCAACAUUUGACGUCAAUCGAGACAGACAUGCUGACCAAUAUAAUGAAAACGAUGAGAGAAGGAAAAGUGACAAGCAGAAGCAGACUCAUUCUGUUUACUUUGCACACGGACCAGAAAGAGAGAGUUCUAGUUCACCUAGAAUGCCACUGGGCAACUACGAGAGAAAACAGAGACAACUAAGAGAAGAGAGAACACAAGACUACCAGCUCUUUCUACAACAACAACAACAACAACAACAACAACCACGAAGUGAAGGCCGACAUUAUGCUAAAGACAAUCACAAGACAAGUGGUACCACUCUCAUGCUUACAGACAGAACGGCUGAAAAAGAACGUCUCCGAGCUGAACGACAAGCAGAAUACAGAGCUUUUUUAGAGCAGAAACAGAAGACUGGCAGGAGAGGUGUUGACAACAGACAGCCGACAUUUACACCAAAUGACAGCACAAGACGACACGAGGAAUUGAGACAGAAAGAGACAUCAAUAAGUGAACGUCGUAGGCAUCUGGCUUCUUUGAGACGACAAGAAGAAGAAAAGUAUGAAAGACAGUAUUCUAAAAAUCAACACAACAGACGUGCUGUGAGGGAUGAUGUGAGGGACAGGGGGUCACGUGAUUAUGAUGGUUAUGAUGACAUUUUAGAGAGAAGAAGACAAGAGGAAAGGAGAUAUAGAUCACAACUGUAUGAUGAAGGGAAGGAUUAUAGUGAGACAUUCAAAGGACGAGAAGACAGGAAUACACAAGAUACGAUGACAAACAGAAGAUGGAGAGAAGAUGAUGAAUUAGAUAGAUGGGCACACAGUUUCAGUCGUCGUGGGCGUCGUCCUGCAUCCAUUGAAGACACUCGCUCGCCUAUUCAACACUCUCCAACUGACUACGGCUCUAAUCGAGAACUCCUGAAGUCACGCACUCACUCCGCUCCGACGUCUCCAUGGCAAGGCAAUGUGCAAAGUGUUGCAAUGUUAGGAGAGAAACCAUCACGUGACAUGUUAAGAGAAAGACAGCAAAGAUAUGCAGAAGAACUGAGGCAACAGAUAGCGGAAAAACGAGAAGUAAAUGCACGCAAUCGAACACACGACGAAGCUGCAAAGGACGAGAGGAAACCCGCGCCAAUAUUAAAGACAAGUAGAUGGUCUGAUGAUGAGUUUGAGUCUCGUGAUGUUCGAAAACGGAGAGAGAGGAGGCAGAGAAAGCUGCAAUAUGCUGACGAGUGGGGAUAUGACGAUGGAUAUGAUGUUGACAGUAGGAGAGACAGAGAGAGAGGCAGACGUAUGCCAAUGGACAGAGACUGGUUAGAUGAGUGGAGAUCAUCAAGAAAUCACAGUGAUGUUCCCAGUAAUCGUGGUGGUCGGGUUCGUUUUUCUGGUGAUGAUGAUGAUCGCAGGGAUCAACGGUGGAGGAUGAAGGAUGCUGAUGAUUAUUAUGGCAUUUCUUUGGAAGAUGACGUACCACGUCAGAAUUACAAGAGGAAAUAUGAUGGUGGAAGAUCUUUUGAGGAUGACAGUCACAGUCGUGUGAGUGGAAUACACACAGAAGAGAAGAAAACAACAGACAAGAGUGAAUACAGAAGACAACUAGAACAACAAAUGAGAGAAAAACAAGACAACAUAGACAAGCAGAAGAGAACGAGUCAAGAAUAUGAUCGUCGUAAGGAGGAAGAAAUUGCGAUUUAUGAUCCAUGGGGAAAGGCUGGUGCUGGAGCUCCAAUGAAGGAUAGGAGUGGGAGAGUGAUAACCGACUUGCGUAAAAUGAGGGCAAGUAACGAGCAACGCCUUACCAGUGGUGGUGGUAGUCCUGAUGAUACUUCUGGGCCUAGUGGAGCAUCACCUGGUGGAAGCCAGUCUAUACCAUCACACGUUGACUCACAGAUAAGCGUGCCAUUGUUGUCUGAUGCACGAAGGGAAGAAGGUUUUACCUCAGGCUAUUCAUAUGGAACAGACAGCAAACAAAAGGAGAUUACAGGUCAGAAUGAGAGUAAAACUCACGUCCUGACAGCUCAGGAGGAAUACAGAGAAUAUCUUAGAAAACAGGUUGAGGAGAAGGCAGCCCAACGUGCUAAAGAAGCAGAGGCUCAACGUUUGGAGCAAGAAAGAGAGGCAGCUAGGAUAGAACAGGAAAGAAUGAAGAUGAAGCAAGAAUAUGAGGCAGAACUAGAACAGCAGAGAAGGAAAGAAGAAGAUGUGAAGAGACAAAAUGAAGAAUUAAUGGCUCAGCAAGAAGCCAGACGGAAACAGAUGGAAACACAGAAGAGAACUUUGCCGCAUGACAGAAAACGUGACGUGAGACAGCAGGAGGCUGACCAUCAUACUACAUUACCAGUGGCAUUUGUUGCUACUAACGAAGUGGAUACCUCACCAAUACACACUACGUCUGCUUUCAACUCAAUGGAUGUUGUGAGGAAAUCUCCUCCUGUUCCAGCUCUUUUAAAUCGGACAUCAACUGAUCAACAGCAACAACAAAAACAGCAGCAAUAUGUGAGUUUUCAAACAUCACCAUCUCAUCAAGGAAGGUUAGUACAAGAAAAUGCUGGAAGAGAGGAGACAAGAGAAGUUGAUGAAACGGUCCUUCACAGUCUGAGUGUCAUGAGAAGCAAAUUACAAACUGAGCAGCAGAGACUGCAAGAACAACGGCGGAGAGAAAAGGAAGUACAUGAAAACUUUAAAAGAGAAGUGGAGAAAGGACAACGAACUUUACAGCAAAUUGAAACGAAGAAAGUAGAUCCUGAUGAGAUAUUUGGUAUUGCUCGUUCUAAAAGCAAGAAAGCAACAAAAGUCUACUUCAGUCCACAGAAAUUACAGUCAUUUACUGACCCACCAAUGUCACAGGACAUCUAUAACAAACAGUUCGUCGUUGGAGAUGAGCAAUCAUCAGUGAAGGCGGCAGCUGACUUUAACACACUCAAAUAUCAAGUUUCUGCUGACUCUCAGCAACCAUUUUGGCGCAAGUUUCCUCAACCUCCAACGUCUGGUGGACACUUGGAUGUACAGCAACAAGCACUCAUAAGGCAACAACGUGAUGAACUGGAUGCUCUUCAUUUGAAUGUAGAUCCAUCUGUCUCUUCUAACACUCUAGAUCGUCCAGUUAGUAAGAAAUCCAUGAAAUCUCUCCACGGUGAGAGCACAUUCAUUGCAAUCGAGGACAACACGUCAUCAUCUAGCAUACAAACAAUUAAAGAUGGAGAUGGCCGUCAGUUGAGUGCAAGAGCAAGAAGACGUUUAAGACAAGCAGCAGGCGACACUCAAUCAGUUAGUUCAGUGAGCAGUUUUGAUGUCGAACGAGUAGCAGCUCGUAAUGCAGAAAGACUACGACGAUUAGAACAAAUAACAAGAGACGCCUCAAAGGGCACAAAUACUGAUCAACCAGAAGAUGUGUUGGAUCGAUUUAUGAGACAGCACGGACUAGACGCUCACGUGAGGAGAUCAAGUGAAAUAUCAGAGAAAAGCCUUGAGGCAGAGACAUUGCUACAACCAACAAGCGACACGACAGUCACAUAAAUAAUUUAUUGACACACAAAAACAUGUGAUCUUUACUUUCUUGCUUAUUGCUGUAAGAGAAUAAAU